GACAGCUCAAAUGGUCCGCUGUCUUGUCACAUGUGGUUGUGUACCUUCAGAUCGACAUAAAUUCUGAUUGCUGUUUUGACUGUUAAUCUGAGAAAUCAGUGGGAAAUAGGUCAUGUCUGAAGACGUGAGUGUUAUAGUGGUGGGUUCCUGUAUGACCGACUUGGUUAGCCAGGCACCUCGACUUCCCAAAGCUGGAGAGACGAUACAUGGACACAAGUUCUUUAUUGGAUUUGGUGGGAAAGGGGCCAAUCAAUGUGUUCAAGCUGCACGAAUGGGGGCCAAGACUGCCAUGGUGUGCAAGGUCGGCAAAGACUUUUUUGGAGACAACUACAUUCAGAACUUCAAAAAUAAUGCCGUAUCCACUGAUUUUGUAGAACAGACUGAAAAGGCUGCAACCGGAGCUGCCUCUAUCAUCAUCAAUAACACAGGUGAGAAUGCAAUAGUGAUAGUGGCUGGUGCAAAUAUGCUGCUUGGAGAAGAGGAGCUGCGGCGGGCACAAUCCGCCAUUACUAGAGCCAAAGUACUCAUUUGCCAACUUGAAAUCAAGCCAGAUGCAUCACUACAGGCCUUGAGAAUGGCUAAAGAGCACCAUGUGAAAACCAUUUUCAAUCCAGCCCCUGCUAUCGCAGACCUGCAAUCUGAUUUCUACAAAGCAUCUGAUGUUUUCUGCUGUAAUGAGUCUGAGGCAGAGCUGCUGACCGGAAUGGCCGUUACCUCAGUGGAAGAAGCAAGUCAAGUCAGCCUGGAACUGCUUCGCAGAGGUUGUGGUUCAGUCAUUGUCACCCUGGGGCCACAGGGCUGUGUGGUGUGUCAGUCAACAAAUGUUGUCCCUAAACCUGUCCCCACCACCCUGGUCACUGCUGUGGAUACCACGGGAGCUGGUGAUAGCUUCAUUGGUGCACUGGCUUACUAUAUGGCCCAUUAUUCCACAAUGCCACUGGAGGAAAUGGCCAGAAGAGCCAACCUUGUCGCAGCUGUAUCUGUACAAACUGUCGGCACUCAAACAUCCUUUCCAUUUCGGAAGGAUCUGCCAACUGAACUAUUCUGAAUGCUAUUUGUCAAGGUCCCUUGUCUUAAAACAAACAUAAUACCAUUAAUCUGUACAAAGUGGCCACAGAAUUAUUGUUUGUAUAAUACACAAUACCAUGUACUAGAAAUUUGAUGUUGAUGAUUUUCAUUUCACAACAUUAAAACCACCUGCCUAAUAUUGUGUAGGUCCCCCUCAUGCCGCCAAAACAGCGCCAACCUGCGGUAAUCUUCUUACCACAAUUGUACAGAGUGGUUAUCCGAGUUACCAUAGACUCAGUUCAAACCAGCCUGGCCAUUCUCUGUUGACCUCUGUCAUCAACAAGGCAUUUCCGUCCACAGAACUGCCACGCACUGGAUGUUUUUUUGUUUUGUUUUUGGCACCAUUCUGAGUAAAUUCUAGAGACUGUUGUGUGUGAAAAUCCCAGGAGAUCAGCAGUUGCAGAAAUACUCAAACCAGCCUGUCUGGCACCAACAAUCAUCCAUGCAAUUAUCUAAUCAGCCAAUCAUUUGGCAGCAGUGCAUAAAAUCAUGUAUAUACAGCUUAAGUAAAUGUUCUCAUCAAUUCUGCCAACCAUCAGAAUGGGAAAAAAAAUGUGAUCUCAGUGAUUUGGACCGUGGCAAGAUGGGCUGAAUUGAGUAUUUCUGUAACUGCUGAUCUCCAGGGAUUUUCACACAUAAAAGUCUCUAGAAUUUACUCAAUGUAGCCAAAUACAAAAAACAUCCAGUGCGGCAGUUUUGUGAACGGAAAUGCCUUGUUGAUGAGAGGACAAAAGAGAAUGGCCAGACUGGUUCGAACUGACAAAGUCUAUAGUAACUCAGAAAACCACUCUGUACAAUUGUGGUGAGAAGAAUAGUAUCUCAGAAUGCUAUUCUGAGAUGCUAUUCUGAGAUACGUGUUGGCGCUGUUUUGGUGGCACGAGGGGGACCUACACAAUAUUAGGCAGGUGGUUUUAAUGUUGCAUGUGAUCAGUGUAUACAGCUUACAUAGAAUGUUUUCAACAAUGACUCUCAGGCUUAAAGAUUUCCACUUAUAACAUGUUUUAAAUGUCUGUGAAAAAUAAAGAAAAUGUUAAACUGAUAGUUCAACCAAAAAUGAAAAUUCUCUCAUCAGUUAUUCACCCUCAUGCCAUCUAAGAUGUGUAUGACUUCCUUUAUUCUGCUGAACACAAAUGAAGGUUUUUAGAAGAAUAUGUCAGCUCUGUAGGUCCAUACAAUGCAAGUGAAUGGUGACCAGACCUUUUGAAGCUCCAAAAAGCAGAAAAGGGCAGCAUAAAAGUAAUCCUUAAGACUCUAGUGGUUUAAUCAAUGUCUUCUGAAGUGAUCCGAUUGGUUUUGGGUGAGAACAGACAAAAUGUAACUCCUUUUUCACUACAAAUCUUGAGAGCAGUCUCCUUGAUGAUCAUGAUUUCAAGCUCAAUUACGCCUCCUAUAGUGUCAUCAAGUUCUCUGUGCAAGCGUUAAGCACUAAGAACUGUAAUCGAGCUUGAAAUCACGAUUGUGCCUAGAGAUUGUAAUGGUAAGAUGUACAGUGAAAAAAGGAUUUUAUUUUGGUCUGUUCUCACCCAAAACCAACUGGAUCACUUCAGAGGACAUUGAUUAAACUUCUGGAUUACUUUUAUGCUGCCUUUAUUAGCUUUUUGGAGCUUCAAAGGCCUGGCCACCAUUCACUUGCAUUGUAUGGACCUACAGAGCUGGGGCAUUCUUCUAAAAAUCUUUGUUUGUGUUCUAAAGAGGAAAGAAAGUCAUACACAUUUGGUAUGUCAUUAGGGCGAGUAAAUGAUGAGAAUUUUUGGGUGAACUAUCCCUUUAGUUUCUGGAAGUACAAAUUGCACAGCCAUUGUUAUGUUUGAAUUGAUGUUAUUUUUAGCAUGGCAACACACUUAUAUACACUGAUUUUCUCACAAAUAAAUUUAGCAGGAUAAUUAUUCCAACAAAUCCACUUCAGCCUAAAGUGAUCCGCAUUAUUUGCCUUUAGUCCAAAAAAAAAAAAAAAAAAAGAAGAAAAACAAA
Myxocyprinus asiaticus (Chinese sucker) is the source of this 3039-nucleotide messenger RNA. RefSeq names its product ribokinase (gene rbks). The transcript is spliced from 9 exons. The record is from RefSeq and is a predicted model, not a curated record. Gene Ontology annotation, biological process: D-ribose metabolic process. The coding region runs from base 113 to 1048 and encodes 311 amino acids. Gene Ontology annotation, molecular function: ribokinase activity. NCBI's taxonomy places the organism in Eukaryota, Metazoa, Chordata, Actinopteri, Cypriniformes, Catostomidae.